AUGAACGGCCUAGGCGUCGGCGGCUCUCAAAGUCCGAACCUUGUCAAUGCUGCUAAUGCGCUGCUCUACGCGUUCAUGACUGUGACUUGCUUCGCCGGCCCCUGGCUCACCAACCUCAUCGGUUUUCGAUGGACGCUUUCCAUUGGCUCGAUCGGGUACCCGUUGUACGCGGCUGGUCUUUAUGUCAACAACCGCUGGGGGACGACAUGGUUCGUCUACGUUGGCGCCGUGGCAUGUGGCCUCAGCGCGGGCUUCUUCUGGAGCGUUGAGGGUGCUAUAUCUACAGGCUACCCGGAACAACACAAACGUGGCCGCUAUAUCGCUACAUGGUUUACCUUUCGCAACUUUGGAAAUAUUAUUGGUGGUGCCAUCUCGCUGGGCAUCAAUCACUCGGCCAAUAAGCUCGGCAAGGUCGGAUAUGAGACCUAUCUCGGUUUCAUCGCUAUCCAGUGCCUCGGUUUCCCUCUAGGUUUGCUACUAUCGAACCCGGAGAAAGUUCAGCGAGAUGAUGGAACUCGUAUCGAAGCUCCUAGAAAUAUCAACUGGCGCCUCGAGGGACGCGAGAUGUGGCGCUUGAUUCGGAGCAGACCCAUCCUCAUGUUGACUCCUUUAUUCUGGUACUUUGGCUGGAUCCAGGCUUAUCCCGGUACAUACUUGGCUACAUACUUCACUGUUCGCUCCCGGGCUCUUGGAAGCUUCAUGUCUGCUGUGGUUGGGACAAUCGCCACCUGGCUUGCUGGUGUCCUUGUGGAUAUCCCAUGGGCAAAGAGCCGCCAAAAGCGUGCCAUUGCGACGUACGCCCUUAUCGCCGCUCUCAACAGCGCGACUUGGAUCUGGGCAGUGAUUAUCCAGAACGAAUACCGGCACACGCGUCCUGCACUGGACUGGGGGGACCAAAGGACCUUCGGAAGGGGGUUUGGAGUCUACAUGUUGGAACGUAUCAGUCUGGGCAUGGUCGAGAACUAUGUCUACUGGUGCAUAAGCAACCUUUCCGACUCACCUGGCGACCAGAUCCGGUACAGUUCUCUGCUGAGGGGUAUUGAGACGGCCGGUGUGGCAGUGGGAUUCGGUGUGCAGGCCGUACCUACGGCUUUGAUUGCCACUGCAUCGAUCAACUUCGGACUGUGGUUUGUCGCGCUCCCCUUCGGAUACUAUGCCACUCUUCAAGUGGUGAACAAAUUUAACCAACUGAACAAAGAGAACUAG
Molecule: messenger RNA, 1206 nt
Organism: Thyridium curvatum
Lineage: Eukaryota; Fungi; Ascomycota; Sordariomycetes; Thyridiales; Thyridiaceae
Exons: 1
Coding region: 1-1206 (401 amino acids)
Biological process (GO): transmembrane transport
Molecular function (GO): transmembrane transporter activity
Source: RefSeq, a predicted model, not a curated record